Thlaspi arvense is the source of this 912-nucleotide messenger RNA. NCBI's taxonomy places the organism in Eukaryota, Viridiplantae, Streptophyta, Magnoliopsida, Brassicales, Brassicaceae. The record is from the annotation of a GenBank genome assembly.
UUCGAAUUUCCUAUAUUUACAAGUGUAUAUAGACUAGUUCAGCAGCUAAACUCAUCUAUAAAUUCAGCUCAAUGUCUCAUAUGUUUAUUACCUCUCGACUAAAACCAUACUCAAGAAAGAAAAACACUUCUCUUCUUCAAGAAACCACCUCAGUUAAUAACAUAUUUAUGGCAAUGAAGAGUCUCACCUUUCUUGCGAUUCUAUCUAUCUUGGCUUUGACACUUCCAUCAGCUAUUGCUUCUGACCACCUUCAAGACUUUUGUAUUGGUGUCAACAGCCCAGCAAAUGGCGUUUUUGUGAACGGAAAGUUCUGCAAGGACCCAAAGUUCGCGACUGCAGAUGACUUCUUUUUCGCAGGGCUUAACAAGCCAAGAGCCGUCACUAAUGCGGUCGGAUCAAAUGUCACAGCCGUCAAUGUUAACAAUCUUCCGGGUUUAAACACUCUUGGAAUCUCACUUGUCCGUAUAGACUAUGGAGUGAACGGACAGAACCCUCCUCACACACACCCACGUGCCACAGAAAUCUUGGUUGUGGGAGAAGGGACACUUUUAGUAGGGUUUGUCACAUCUAACGGAGAUGGAAACCGUCUCUUCACAAAAACACUCAACACGGGUGAUGUAUUUGUGUUUCCUGAAGGACUCAUCCAUUUCCAAGCCAAUGUGGGAAAAUCUCCAGCGGUUGCAUUCGCUGCAUUGAGCAGCCAAAACCCUGGUGUUGUCACUAUUGCCAACACCGUGUUUGGAUCUAACCCACCGAUAAACCACAAUGUUCUUGCUAGGGCAUUCCAGUUGGAUCCUAAAGUUGUCAUGGAUCUACAGAACAAGUUCUGAUUCAUGAUAUAACAAAACUUGUGUUUUGGAAUUUUUCUUUUGUUUUUCCUUUAUUCGUCUAAAUAAGGGUCGUGUAUUGUUG